AAACCCGCUGGGCUUUUCUUCCAGCCACGAUGGCAACAGGUACCUGGAGCCUCCAGCUGCUGCUCGUGGGGCUGCUCCUGGCAGGGUCCCCAGCUCUGGGGGGUGUCCCCAUGCCCGGGGGGCCCAUGAACAUCCCCGUGACUGACGCCGAGGUCCAGGAAGCCGCACGUGUGGCCGUGGGGGCUUUCAACCGGGACAGCGACAGCCCUUACAUCUUCCAAGCAGAGAAGGUCAUCAGUGCCCAGAGCCAGGUGGUCUCCGGCAUCAAGUACUACCUGACAGUGGAGCUGGAGAAGACCCAGUGCCUGAAAGGGGCAGGGGGACACUCCCAGACCUGUGCCCUGCCCCCCACCAGCCAGCAGCAGAAGCUGAUGUGCAAGUUCCAGGUCUGGUCCCGCCCGUGGCUCCACGACACCCGCGUCCUGUCUCAGAGCUGCGUCCCAGCCCAGGCCUAAGCCCUGACCACCGGCCUCCCAGCUCCGAGCUGGCCUCAAUAAAAGCCUCCUCGCAGCCUC
This is a messenger RNA of Alligator mississippiensis (American alligator), 515 nucleotides long. Its product is annotated as cystatin. Gene Ontology annotation, molecular function: cysteine-type endopeptidase inhibitor activity. The coding region runs from base 30 to 455 and encodes 141 amino acids. Gene Ontology annotation, cellular component: extracellular exosome. The transcript is spliced from 3 exons. The record is from RefSeq and is a predicted model, not a curated record. Lineage: Eukaryota; Metazoa; Chordata; Crocodylia; Alligatoridae.